This is a messenger RNA of Echinococcus granulosus, 426 nucleotides long. RefSeq lists its product as hypothetical. The coding region runs from base 1 to 426 and encodes 141 amino acids. The record is from RefSeq and is a predicted model, not a curated record. The transcript has 3 exons. NCBI's taxonomy places the organism in Eukaryota, Metazoa, Platyhelminthes, Cestoda, Cyclophyllidea, Taeniidae.
AUGUGCCGCCGACUGCCGCAACUUAUCCAAAUGCUGAGUGAUAAUGUAGACGACAAGUUCACCUUUGUAGUUUUGAGAUUGAGUAAACCUCGGGACGUAAAGAUGACAAGCUUGUACGGCAUCCAUCAGGCGAGAUUGGAACCACCUCCUUCCUCCGGUGGUCAGUUAGGGCUACCCCCCGGCCUGAAGACGUCCACAUCGAAGUCACCGUUUCCCACAAUCCUCAUCGGUAGCGCCGAGGAGGCAUUUUCGUUCGGACCUUCAGGUGUCAACCUUUGGGCGACAAACCGUGGCGCUGUGCUGACCCUGAACAAUGCCCAUGAGGACGAUGAACAUCCGCCUCUCAAUAGGUCUUUGUCAAUCCGUGUUGCCUCUAUUUCCAUCCAAUCAUGCGACACCUCGCACUGGUCUCUCUUCCCUCUCUGA